CCGAGUGAUGGCAGCGCAUGCUGCUGCCUUGCCGCCUCCGCCACUCAGUCCUGAUCUUACGUCAGGGUAGCUGGGUACCCCCUCCGCCCGGGAGCCAGCGAGUAGCGGGAGAGCAGAGCAGAGCGUGCGGCAGAGCCGAUCCCGCGUCCCGCCGAACCCUGCCAAGCCCCGUCAAUCCCAGAAGAACAGGAGCCAGAGCCGCUGAGCCAACACCGGACCCUGCACCGGGACCCAGAAUUCACCAGCCUACACUACCCGGUACCCGCCGGGGCGCCGGGCUCGUCCUGUGAGCCCCUCGCCAUGCGUGUGGGGCUCUUCGACUCUCCAGAUCAGUUCCAGAGCGGUGGCCUCGGGAGCUUGGGUCCGGAUACCUCUGGUUGAAAUAGUUGGGUGGCUAAGUCAGGGGUCUCCACGUCGGGGACGCGGCGGGGACCUGCGGAGUUGGCGUCCGAACGCAUAGAGCGGGGCCACCCGCGCCGCUCCACCAUUACCUCCCCAGGCGGCAAGGAGGAGCUGGUGGCGGUCGCCUCCCGGCUGUGGCAGCGGCGGCGGCGCGCCUGCUUGGCGGCCGUCGGCGUGCUCCUGGCCAUGGCACUGGGGCUGCUAAUCGCGGUGCCUCUGCUACUGCAGGCGGCGCCCCCCGGAGCGGCUCACUACGAGAUGCUGGGCACCUGCCGCAUGAUCUGUGACCCGUACAGCGUCUCUCCCGCAGGGGGACCCGCGGGCGCCAAGGCUCCACCGCCCGGGCCCAGUACCGCUGCCCUGGAAGUUAUGCAGGACCUCAGCGCCAACCCCCCGCCUCCGUUUAUCCAGGGACCAAAGGGUGAUCCGGGCCGACCAGGCAAGCCCGGGCCUCGGGGUCCUCCUGGAGAGCCAGGGCCUCCUGGACCCAGGGGUCCCCCGGGAGAGAAGGGAGACUCGGGGAGGCCAGGGCUACCCGGACUGCAGUUGACAACUAGCGCAGCCGGUGGCGUUGGUGUGGUGGGUGGCGGAACCGGGGGCGGUGGUGACACAGAGGGAGAAGUGACCAGUGCGCUGAGUGCUGCCUUCAGCGGUCCCAAGAUCGCCUUCUACGUGGGACUCAAGAGCCCCCACGAAGGUUACGAGGUGCUCAAGUUCGACGACGUGGUCACCAAUCUUGGCAAUCACUACGACCCCACUACCGGCAAGUUCAGCUGCCAGGUGCGGGGCAUCUACUUCUUCACGUACCACAUCCUCAUGCGUGGCGGCGACGGAACCAGCAUGUGGGCGGAUCUCUGCAAGAACGGGCAGGUGCGUGCCAGCGCCAUAGCCCAGGACGCGGACCAGAAUUAUGACUACGCCAGCAACAGCGUGGUUCUGCACCUGGAUUCGGGCGAUGAGGUCUAUGUGAAGUUGGACGGCGGGAAGGCGCACGGGGGCAACAACAACAAGUACAGCACGUUCUCGGGCUUUCUCCUGUACCCGGAUUAGAGGCCCAGAGGGCGCGAGGCCAGGUGGCUUCAGGCCACCCCACCCCCAUUGGGCGCGUGGCUCUUUGGUGAAUGCCACUCUGCGGCUUCAUGAUACUUCCUGACAUCUCCGUUGGAAAAGACACACCCCUGCUCUCCUACUUGUCCUGCCUCAGGCCUCAGUGAUUCACUAUGCUGUGGGGAGGCUGUGUCCCUGGUCCCAGUGGCCAUCCUGGGGAGGAAAAGGGAACACUCAAGUGGGGAGCUGGGCAAAUCCCAGCUCUGGCGGGGUUAGCGGUGGGGCAGCCCAGACUUGAGAAAGCUGAUUGAACUGGACAGGCGGCCUUAGAGAGCCUGAGGUCUCCCAGCUUGCCUCUUCCUUCCAGAGUCCCCGGGUUAAGGGCUGCAAGACCCACCAGGAAGAAAGACCCAGGUGAACGCUACUCUCUGGGACCUCCCUUUUUGUGACCCGAAAUGCCUGUGCAGUUUUUCCUGUCCAUCAGCCAAAAAUCCACCCCUAGCAGAGAUCCAACAAACAGAAAGUUCACCUUGCCACGCACUCUGUCCUCUCCUCUGCCAUGCAUUAAAUUAUGUUUUUAGA
Rattus rattus (black rat) is the source of this 2031-nucleotide messenger RNA. RefSeq names its product complement C1q like 2 (gene C1ql2). The transcript is spliced from 2 exons. The record is from RefSeq and is a predicted model, not a curated record. NCBI's taxonomy places the organism in Eukaryota, Metazoa, Chordata, Mammalia, Rodentia, Muridae. The coding region runs from base 589 to 1452 and encodes 287 amino acids. Gene Ontology annotation, molecular function: protein binding.